Molecule: messenger RNA, 552 nt
Organism: Hydatigera taeniaeformis
Lineage: Eukaryota; Metazoa; Platyhelminthes; Cestoda; Cyclophyllidea; Taeniidae
Source: the annotation of a GenBank genome assembly
AUGCCUGGCUACCGUCGCAUUCUCUUUGCUGUGGACGAAAGCCAGUACUGCCGCCGUGCAUUCCAAUGGUUUCUUCACUUCAUGUGGCACAGCGGUGCCAAAUCCAAUGGAGCUAGAAAGGCAGAAGACGAAGCAGGGGGAGAAGAUGCCAUUACUUUGAUCCACGUCAUCUCUCCCGACCUCAAUACCCCAAUGGAAGCAGAGGUGCCGGUAUCGAUGGUGGAGGUGAACGGGGGAAGAGGAAGCAAAGGGGUGCCACGGGUAAUGGAGAAGGCGUUCACUGAGGGCAAGGCGGUGUGUCAAGCCUUCCUGCAACUUGCAAGUGAAGCUGGUGCAACAUGCUGCAAUGCUUGCAUCACUGUGGAGAGCCGGUCCUCCAUUGGAAAGGCUAUCCUUCGAUCUGCGCAAAUUCGUGGCGCCGAUAUGAUUGUUAUGGGAUCGCAUGGACAUAAAGCCAUCCAUAGGGCAGUUCACCUUGGUUCUGUGAGCAAGUAUAUCACCCGACACAGUCACAUCCCUGUCGUUGUCAUUCCGCCUGAGGCCUUGACUUGA